Molecule: messenger RNA, 414 nt
Organism: Neltuma alba
Lineage: Eukaryota; Viridiplantae; Streptophyta; Magnoliopsida; Fabales; Fabaceae
Exons: 1
Coding region: 1-414 (137 amino acids)
Molecular function (GO): RNA-DNA hybrid ribonuclease activity; nucleic acid binding
Source: RefSeq, a predicted model, not a curated record
AUGGCAGAAGUGGUUGUGGUGGUACUGCUUGGACAGUCAAGGAAAUGGAUUGGGGAAUUUGGUUGCAAGAUUAUAUCUGUACUGCUAGCUGUUGCAGAACUUCUUGGCGUGAUUCAUGGGUUGCAACUUUGUUGGAGCAGAGGCUACAGGAAGAUUGUGAUUUUUACUGAUUGUGUAGAUGCCAUGUCUCUUUUUUGUAGAGGUUGUGAUGAGAAUUAUCCGUUUAAAGAUGUAGUUGAUGAUGCUAGGCUUUUAUUCCAUAGGGAGUGGACGAUUACUCUAGUACAUACCACUAGGGAACAAAUUCCUAUUGCUGACCAGUUAGCUAAAUUCUCUCAUUUCAUGGAGAGUAUUUUUUGUAUCCUGGGCCAACCACCUUCUAUGAGUGAGGGGGAGGUUGUGAAAGGAAAUUAG